AUGACCCCUGUUACUCGGUCGGAGGCCAAAAAUUCACUUAAAUUUGCAAACCUCCCAACAGAGACUCUGCAACUGAUUUUUGGCUGGUUUUGCUUGCACUGUCGUGGAAAGGAUCAGUUAAUUCCUCCAUAUACAAACCUGUAUGGCACUCAGCAGCGUGACAAGCCAUCUUGGUACUCCCUGGAGCGGCAUACGCUAUUCUCACUAUGCUUAGUCUCCAGGCGCUUUUGCGGCAUUGCUCAGGCCAUUUUGUACCAUGAGUUUGUCCUUGGAUACGGUGACUCGUGGCUUUCUAUGAUCUAUGUAUGGAAUGGCCGACUUACGUCUUUUAUGCGGGUGGUGACACAGCGACAAGACCUGGCUGCACUUGUAAAGAGGAUUUAUAUCCACCCAUACUUGCUGGAAUUUAUCGACAAUAAGGAGGCUCAAGCCACGCUUAGGAAUGCUGCGCAUGCACUGAGAAUUAAACCAAGCGGCGAUCUGGUUACCAUGUUACUUGCUGCGUUGCCUAACCUAGAACACUGUAGCCUUCAAGUCCGCACAUUUCCGAUUGACAGUGUUUCCUUGUCAGAUUUAUAUGCAGCUGGUAUUUCGCGCCUGCCUUUUAAAACCAUUGAUAUUUCUCUGCAUGCCUCAUCAAGGCAGUCAUGCUAUCACCUACUUAGACUGGACAUGCGUGCGCUUACCAUUUUUAAACUGUCUACAUGCCUGGAGACGCUUAAUCUCCACAUGUGUGGUGGUAUUAGGCGCCGGGAUUUAUUUCCUUUCCUGCCAAAUCUUAAGACCCUUCGUAUCACUUACAGCAGACUUAGUGAGCAGGAUCUUGAAGGCCUUCUUUCUUCUUGUAACAGUCUACGCACCUUUGUGUACGAGGCUACUGGUCAUCCUAUGCAAAACAUAUAUCGUUGCCCUAUGCUUGAUGGCAGUGAUCACUUCCAGCCAUUUAAUGCUGUGAAAUAUCUUAGCCGCCACUGCGCAACCCUUAAAUCGCUGCACCUCGACCUUCGACUGCGGGAUUUGUCCACUAGGACUGACGGUAGAAACACCUUUAGCUUUCAAGGCUUCACUGCACUGGAACACUUGUUUUUUAAUCCAAGCGAGUUAUACAGGCGCCCCUUGGCAGAUUCGCCCGCAGAUUCCCAGCUCCUGGUCCAGCUUCUUCCCCCCAGCAUUAUAUCACUACAUCUUGCUGGCCCUAUCAGCCAUGCCCUUCCACGCUUGGUAAAGGGCCUGCUCAGCCUUGUGGACUCUGUAUCACAGGGUAAAUUCCCCAGCCUGAAGCAGGUUAGAUGCGAUGCGGAACAGAGACCAGAUAAUAAGUAUACCAUGAGCGCGAUAUUCGCGGCCGCCGGGAUCAGUUUUAGUUACAACAGUUGGCCACGAAGCGAGGCUACACUUAAAGACAGUGAUACGCAAUUACUUAGUCCUUCUUCGGAGCUACAUACUUUCUAUAACUAUGAUGACGAAUAUUUGGAGCCAAUGCUGUUACCAUUAGAGGAGGAUUAUGAGGAUCUCUAG
This is a messenger RNA of Aspergillus tanneri, 1518 nucleotides long. RefSeq lists its product as uncharacterized. The coding region runs from base 1 to 1518 and encodes 505 amino acids. Lineage: Eukaryota; Fungi; Ascomycota; Eurotiomycetes; Eurotiales; Aspergillaceae. The transcript has a single exon. The record is from RefSeq and is a predicted model, not a curated record.